Messenger RNA from Melanotaenia boesemani (Boeseman's rainbowfish), 614 nucleotides. Its product is annotated as hemoglobin subunit beta-2-like. NCBI's taxonomy places the organism in Eukaryota, Metazoa, Chordata, Actinopteri, Atheriniformes, Melanotaeniidae. Bases 107 to 550 code for a protein of 147 amino acids. Gene Ontology annotation, molecular function: organic acid binding; oxygen carrier activity; haptoglobin binding. Gene Ontology annotation, biological process: oxygen transport; hydrogen peroxide catabolic process. The transcript is spliced from 3 exons. Gene Ontology annotation, cellular component: blood microparticle; hemoglobin complex; haptoglobin-hemoglobin complex. The record is from RefSeq and is a predicted model, not a curated record.
UCCAAAUGCACCCAUCAGAUAAUUUUGGGUGGAGUAAAACUGUCCAUUUAAAAGAUGCGUGUUGUGACCAACAGAGCACGAGUGGAGAGAAAAUCAAUAAGCCAAAAUGGUCAAAUGGUCCGACUUCGAACGUACCACUAUCCAGGACAUCUUCUCGAAGAUAGAUAAGGAUGUUGUGGGUCCUGCAGCUCUUUCCAGGUGCCUGAUUGUCUACCCCUGGACUCAAAGGUACUUUAGUAGUUUUGGAAACCUCUACAAUGCUGCAGCUAUCAAGUCAAAUCCGAAGGUUGCAGCUCACGGAAAGGUUGUCCUUGCUGGUCUGGAACGAGCUCUCAGUAACAUGGACAACAUCAAAGAAACAUAUGCAGAGCUGAGCGUGCUGCACUCCGAGAAACUGCACGUGGAUUCUGACAACUUUAAGCUCCUGGCUGACUGCCUGACCAUUGUGGUUGCUGGACAGUUGGGUAAAGAAUUCACUCCUGAGAUCCAGGCAGCUUUUCAGAAGUUCCUUGCCGUGGUGGUGUCUGCCCUGAGGAAACAAUACCACUAGAGAGCUUCAGCAAAUAACCUUUCAUCAUGAAUCAGAAAAGGCUCUGAAUAAAUUAAACAAUGAA